Molecule: messenger RNA, 1873 nt
Organism: Moneuplotes crassus
Lineage: Eukaryota; Ciliophora; Spirotrichea; Euplotida; Euplotidae
Source: the annotation of a GenBank genome assembly
AUGAAGAAAGUAGCGUCUUUUCUUCGGACUUCAAUCGUAAAAUCUGACCUUUUUCCUCAGAAAGUAAGUCUUACCUAUAGAGGUAAGUCCUCCUUCCAGACCUUGUGUGGAGGAAUAUUCAGUCUGAUAAUUACAGCUAUAAUCAUUUGUUAUUCUGUCAGACUAUUCGUGAUUAUGUUCAGGAAACAGGAAACCUCAAAGUCAUUAAAUAGAGUAUACAAAGAUAUUCAGAACUAUCCUGAAGAUUAUGACCUUGAUAAAGAUACUUUUGUGUUUACAUUUAUUACAAGGGACACAGAUACUUAUGAAAGGCAUUUUGACCCAUCAUAUAUAACAAUUUCAGUCGUUCAGCAGACAAAUUAUUACAAUUUUAGUACAGGGGUUCGAAGAACUGAGCUGGAAGAAAGAUCAUUCUCAACUUGAAAUGAUAGAUAUCCUAUUAUUGAUGAAGCCUUUAGUGGGAUCAGAGAUCUGUUGAAGAAUAAUACUAAAUGACUAGAUAAUUAUAACUUUACAGUUCGAGGAAGUGUUUUUUCAGAUAUCGAGAAAUCUAUGACACUAAGUGUUUCCAAGUGCGUUAAUGGGACAUCUUCAGUCGUAUGCAAGACUCCAGCAGAAAUAGAGCAAAAGUUAAAAACAACUGAGCUAUUGAUGGGUUUUACCAGUAAAUACUUUGACUUUAAUGAUUAUGAAAACCCUAUCAAAACUACUUUUGAGUCGAAAUUUGGUUCUCAUCUUGAUACAGGAUUUUUAAAAACCCAAGAUUAUUAUAUCCAAAAACAUGAGGUUGAGGAUAUAAAUUAUUUCUUUCAAUUCGGCCAGAGCGACAAGAGUAAAUUCUACAGAGUUGCAGAAACUAUAUCAAGAUUUAGGACCGUCGAUUCUACUGCCAACCAAUUACUUCAAAUUAAUUUUUAUCAAGAAUCUCAGGUUUUAUAUUAUGAAAGAACAAUCUUCUCAUUCUUUGAUGUUAUUGGCAACAUUGGUGGAGUCUUUGGCUUACUCCUCCAAGCAGGGCUAUUCCUUACUAAUAACUUUAGCGAGAAGUAUUUCUUGACUUCCUUAUUUUCUUUCCUUUACAUUUCGGACAUAUCUAAGAAAGAAUGAAAUUUAAAUUUAAAUAAAAAUGUAGUGCUUCCGAAGAAUAGCCAAGGAAGUUUGAAAAGAUCUUCUAAUCAAAAUGAGACAAUAAAGCCUUUAAAUGUCCGGGAAAAUAGUUCGACAAAUGAGACUCCUGCUUCUUUUAAAUAAUCUCUCUGAUAAUUACCAUGAGGACUUGAAGGCUCACCUUAUGAUGACUAGAAGAGUUAAGUUUACUCGUUCGGAUUACUGUAAAACUCUACUACCAUUCUUCUUGAACAAACCAAAACGAGAGUUUGAAGAGCUGAGUGACAAGUUCAGCCAAGAGUUAGAUGUAGUGGAGAUCAUCCAUUCAAUUAGAGCCAUCAAGGUCAUCAUGAAACUAAUGCUAAAAGAGCAUCAACAGAAAAUUCUGAGUUUUAGUACUCAAGGACAAAGCCAGCUAAUCCAUAUCUUUACUGACAGAUUUAAUGAUAUACCUUUACGUGAUCAAGAUACAUCACUAAAAACUGAACAAUACAUUGAUUCUCUGAUAAAGAAACUAAGAUCAAUAGAUGAGAAUGAAGUUGAAAAAGACAUUCGAUCUAUUCUUGAUCUCCCCAAUUUCCUUCCAAAAACACAGCCUCCACUUGAAAUCCAUUUCACCGAUCAAGCUUCAAAAAUCAAUUUAUUGCCUGAUGAAGAGCACAAAGAAGACCCUCAAAGAAAUUCCUUCAGGAAUAAAACACCGCAACUGUUUAAACUUGGAAUAUAAAUUCUAAAAUUCCUGUUCAGUUUUCUUUCCAUUUGGCCC